UUACAUAUAAAUACUAGACUUGUGUUUGUCCAACAACUGGGACCCAUAAAAAAAUAGCCUAGCCAAAUUGACCAUAAAUUUAUCAUCACAACUCUCCUAACCCACUGGUACAUGAUGCAUAGCAGACCAUUCAUAAUACAAUGUAUUCUAUAGACUCCGUUAUCUCUUUUCAGGCUCCUGAGGAGCAGCAGGGAAAUAGGACCUGGCUUGUGACAGAGUUUGUUCUGGUAGGAUUCUCCAACCUUCCAGACUUGAGGACCAUACUCUUCACCUUGUUCUUCGUCACAUACAUCAUCACCCUCAGUGGCAAUGCCACCAUCAUCACCAUCAUUCAUGUGGACCGAACCCUCCACACUCUCAUGUACCGCUUCCUGGCAGUGCUGUCCCUCUCCGAGACCUGCUACACACUGGUGACCAUCCCCAAUAUGCUGGCCCAUCUGCUGAUGGAGAGCCAGGCUAUCUCCAUUGCUGGCUGUCAGGCUCAGAUGUUCUUCUUCCUGGGCUUGGGUUGCAGUCACUGCUUCCUCCUUACCCUGAUGGGCUAUGACCGGUACGUAGCCAUCUGCCACCCCCUCCGCUACUCAACGAUCAUGAGACCCACCAUUUCCUUCUGUCUGGGAGCCCUUGUGUUUUGCUCUGGGUUCUCUGUGGCCUUGAUAGAGACCACCAUGAUCUUCUCCUCGCCUUUCUGCCAUAGCAACCGUGUGGAGCAUUUCUUCUGUGACAUUGCCCCUGUCCUGAAGCUCAGCUGCACAGAGAGUGCCAGCAAAGCAUUAGUCAUCUUCUUCCUGAGCAUCCUUGUCGUGCUGGUCUCCUUUCUCCUCAUCCUCUUCUCCUAUGCCUUCAUUGUGGCCACCAUAUUGAGGAUCCCCUCAGCAGCUGGCCGGCACAAGGCCUUCUCUACCUGCACAGCGCACCUCACUGUGGUCAUUGUGCAUUUUGGCUGUGCCGCCAUCAUCUACCUGCGGCCUGAGUCAGGGGGAAACCAUGACCAAGACCGCCUGGUGGCUGUUUUCUAUACGGUGGUGACUCCCUUGAUGAAUCCUGUGGUAUACACGCUGCGGAAUAAGGAGGUGAGGGUGGCUCUGAGGCGGAAUCUGGCACGUAGCUGUGGGUCUCAGAGUUUUUAAAUAAGGACUUGUUCCACAUUCUCCAUUAGCUUUUUAUUAACACAUGUAACUCUCCAAAGAUUCUGCUUCCUCAUCUGGGAAGUGGGAGCCACUAAAACCAGUUGCCAUUGAGUCAACUACAAUCAUUAUGACACCAUGCAUGUCAGAGUGGAACUGUACUCUAUAGGAUUUUCAAUGGCUGAUUUUUCUGUAGAUUUCCAGGCUUUUUUUCUGAGGUACCUCUGGGCAGAUUUGAACCUUCAACCUUUCAGUUAGCAGCUGAACACAUCAAUCAUUUGCACCACCCAGGGACUCCAGAGGCCACUACCAUACCUUAAAUGAAAUAACCGUGUGAGGCAACUAACAAACAGUGCCUGAGACAUGGUAUAAGCUUAAUAAAAGCUGCUUUUUCCCUUUGUCUUAACUUCUUGCCUUGGUCAGGAUCCAGUGUGAUCUGCUGUGUAUGAUGAAAACCAGUGGAGGAAGCCUCUGACAGCCCAGCAUUCUCUGUGCAGUGAAGGAGUCAGCAGUGAAGGGCAUGAUGUCCAGCAUUCCUUUAUUUUGUCUCACUGAGAUGUAGUUCACUUUUGUUUAAUUAAAUUCUGUUGAUAGAUUGAAAUCGUGCAAAGAAUUUUCUCCAGCCAUGAUGGAAUGAAAUAAGAAGUCAAAAAUAAAAAGAAUAGUGGAAACUUCACAAA
Molecule: messenger RNA, 1807 nt
Organism: Loxodonta africana (African savanna elephant)
Lineage: Eukaryota; Metazoa; Chordata; Mammalia; Proboscidea; Elephantidae
Product: olfactory receptor 10T2-like
Exons: 1
Coding region: 141-1130 (329 amino acids)
Biological process (GO): detection of chemical stimulus involved in sensory perception of smell; G protein-coupled receptor signaling pathway
Cellular component (GO): plasma membrane
Molecular function (GO): G protein-coupled receptor activity; olfactory receptor activity
Source: RefSeq, a predicted model, not a curated record